AUGGCCUCAUUGUCAUGGUAUUUAUUGUGGGUGACAAAAGACAAAAGUCUUAAAAGGUCGAUGUCUGGUAUCACUCCAACUGAAGAAUGCGUAACAAGCUACAAUGAAAUGCAAAUUAAGAAGAAGUAUGGAUAUUUAAUCAUGAAAAUCAAAGACGAAAAGAAAGUGGCCAUUGAAGAGAAAGGUGAUCCAUUUCCAACAGAUCAGCCACAAAGUAAGAAUAAAGAAGAAUUUGAUAAAGUGAAAGCAAAAUUCUUGGCUGAAGAACGUGAACCGCGCUUCUUGCUCUUUGACUUUAAGCUAGACACCAAGGAUGGCCGCCGAGAGAAAAUAGUUUUCAUCAACUGGUAG
This is a messenger RNA of Stylophora pistillata, 351 nucleotides long. RefSeq lists its product as uncharacterized. Gene Ontology annotation, cellular component: actin cytoskeleton. NCBI's taxonomy places the organism in Eukaryota, Metazoa, Cnidaria, Anthozoa, Scleractinia, Pocilloporidae. The record is from RefSeq and is a predicted model, not a curated record. Gene Ontology annotation, biological process: actin filament depolymerization. Gene Ontology annotation, molecular function: actin binding.